Messenger RNA from Ruditapes philippinarum (Manila clam), 1095 nucleotides. RefSeq names its product copper chaperone for superoxide dismutase-like. Gene Ontology annotation, molecular function: copper ion binding; superoxide dismutase activity. Gene Ontology annotation, biological process: removal of superoxide radicals. The transcript is spliced from 7 exons. The record is from RefSeq and is a predicted model, not a curated record. Bases 67 to 822 code for a protein of 251 amino acids. NCBI's taxonomy places the organism in Eukaryota, Metazoa, Mollusca, Bivalvia, Venerida, Veneridae.
UAAUUACUUAAGGUCCGUUUUAGACUGACUGUAGACUCUACUGUACAGCAGAGAACCAGUCUCAAGAUGGAUGCGCCCACAAAGCUUGAGUUUGAUGUUGAGAUGACAUGUGAAGGGUGUGCAAAGUCAAUCAAGAAGGCAUUUGAAGGUGUUACAGGGAUUGACAAAGUGAAUGUAGAUCUUCAGAAAGGUCAAGUACUGGUUGAAGGUCGCCUUGGGACAGAUCAGGUGAAAAACAUGAUUGAAGGAACAGGGAGGAGGGCUGUACUAAAGGGAAUGGGAGGGAUACAAACUGAAGCACAUCUUGGUGCAGGUGUCUCGAUCUUGGAGGCAGGUAGCAAAAUGGUGAAAGGGUUGAUCAGGUUUGUGCAGGUAGACAAAGAUAAGAUGGUUAUAGAUGGUACGAUAGAUGGUCUAACUCCUGGGAAACACGCUUUGUGUAUGCAUGAAUGUGGUGACAUUUCUGAUGGCUGUGACAGUUGUGGAGAUAUUUUUGGUUUGACAGAGUCUGAUAAUGAGUUUGCAGCAGGUGAUUUUGGAGAUAUAGAGGCGGGGCCAGAUGGAAGGGCGGAGUUCAGAUUUGUAAAUGACAGGUUAAAGAUUUGGGAGAUGAUUGGACGAUCAAUGAUGAUACAUAAUUGUCCCAGUACAGUUGCUCACCUCAGAAACCAAGAGAAAGAUGAAAGGGUUGCAUGUGGAAUUAUUGCGCGUUCAGCAGGAUUGUUCCAGAACUCAAAAAAGUUUUGUGCCUGUGAUGGGGUACCGCAAUGGGAUGAACGGGACAAGCCAGUGGCUGGGCCUGGGAGACAAUCUAAUUUAUGACCAAUCUAACUUACGGCCAGAAGAAGUCAUAAAAUUAAUUCCACUUAAUUGUGAUAUAAACUGAAGUAAUUUAAAAUACAAUUUCUUAUUAAGUAUUAUUUAACUGUUAUGAUAGUUUUAAUUAUGUUGUAUUUAUCAAGAGACAAACACGCGUAAAUUUUCAGGUUGUUGUGCAAGGGAAGUAACUGUAAAUUGUUUAUACAUGUAGUACCUAAAUGUAUUAGUGACAAUUUUGUUUCUUAUUAAAAUUUUUAUACCCCCGCACAACAAAGU